Messenger RNA from Balaenoptera acutorostrata (minke whale), 2554 nucleotides. It is a transcript of the gene SLC1A7, whose product is annotated as solute carrier family 1 member 7. Bases 16 to 1698 code for a protein of 560 amino acids. The record is from RefSeq and is a predicted model, not a curated record. Gene Ontology annotation, molecular function: L-glutamate transmembrane transporter activity; neutral L-amino acid transmembrane transporter activity; glutamate:sodium symporter activity. Gene Ontology annotation, biological process: L-glutamate transmembrane transport. The transcript is spliced from 11 exons. Gene Ontology annotation, cellular component: plasma membrane. Lineage: Eukaryota; Metazoa; Chordata; Mammalia; Artiodactyla; Balaenopteridae.
CAGGCUGGGCUCGCCAUGGUGCUGGGUGCCAUCCUGGCACGAGGGCGGGACGUGUGCCGGCGGAAUGGACUGCUCAUCCUGUCUGUGCUCUCUGUCACCGUGGGCUGCCUCCUCGGCUUCUUCCUGAGGACCCGGCACCUCUCACCACAGGAAAUCAGUUACUUCCAGUUUCCGGGAGAGCUCUUGAUGAGGAUGUUGAAGAUGCUGAUCCUACCACUGGUGGUCUCCAGCUUGAUGUCCGGCCUCGCCUCCCUGGAUGCCAAGACCUCCAGCCGCCUGGGCAUCCUCACUGUAGCGUACUACCUGUGGACCACCUUCGUGGCAGUCAUCGUGGGCAUCGUCAUGGUCUCCAUCAUCCACCCGGGCAGCGCGGCCCAGAAGGAGACGACGGAGCAUAGCGGGAAGCCCAUCAUGAGCUCAGCAGACCCCCUGCUGGACCUCAUUCGGAACAUGUUCCCAGCCAACCUGGUGGAAGCCACAUUCAAACAGUACCGCACCAAGACCACCCCCGUUGUGAAGUCCCCAAAGGUGGCACCGGAGGAGGCCCCUCCUCGGCGGAUCCUCAUCUAUGGGGUCCAGGAGGAGAAUGGCUCUCGUGUGCAGAACUUCGCCCUGGACCUGACCCCACCGCCCGAGGUCGUUUACAAGUCGGAGCCUGGCACCAGCGACGGCAUGAACGUGCUGGGCAUCGUCAUCUUCUCUGCCACCAUGGGCAUCAUGCUGGGCCGUAUGGGUGACAGUGGGGCCCCCCUGGUCAGCUUCUGCCAGUGCCUCAAUGAGUCCGUCAUGAAGAUCGUGGCAGUGGCUGUGUGGUACUUCCCCUUUGGCAUCGUGUUCCUCAUCGCUGGCAAGAUCCUGGAGAUGGACAACCCCACGACCGUGGGAAAGAAGCUGGGCUUCUACGCUGCCACCGUGGUGUGCGGGCUGGUGGUGCACGGCCUCUUCAUCCUGCCCCUGCUCUACUUCUUCAUCACCAAAAAGAACCCCAUCGUCUUCAUCCGCGGCAUUCUCCAGGCCCUGCUCAUCGCGCUGGCCACCUCCUCCAGCUCAGCCACACUGCCAAUCACCUUCAAGUGCCUGCUGGAGAACAACCACAUCGACCGGCGCAUUGCCCGCUUCGUGCUGCCCGUGGGCGCCACCAUCAACAUGGAUGGCACUGCACUCUACGAGGCUGUGGCCGCCAUCUUCAUUGCCCAGGUCAACAACUAUGAGCUGGACUUCGGCCAGAUCAUCACCAUCAGCAUCACAGCCACCGCAGCCAGCAUCGGGGCAGCCGGCAUCCCCCAGGCCGGGCUCGUCACCAUGGUCAUCGUGCUCACCUCCGUGGGACUUCCCACUGAUGACAUCACCCUCAUCAUCGCUGUCGACUGGGCUCUGGACCGUUUCCGCACCAUGAUUAACGUGCUGGGUGAUGCGCUGGCCGCCGGGAUCAUGGCUCAUGUCUGCCGGAAGGACUUCGCUCAGGACACGGGCACUGAGAAACUGCUGCCCUGCGAGACCAAGCCAGUGAGCCUCCAGGAGAUCGUGGCGACCCAGCAGAAUGGCUGUGUGAAGAGCGUGGCUGAGGCCUCAGAGCUGACCCUGGGCCCCACCUGUCCCCACCACGUCCCCAUCCAGGUGGAGCAGGAUGAGGAGCCAGCUGCUGCCAGUCUGGACCACUGCACCAUUGAGAUCAGUGAGCUUGAGACCAACGUCUGAGCCUGCGGAGCUGUAGGGGCCAGGGCAGGCCUCCAAGAUUAGGGGCCAAGGGCAGGAUCUCAACUCACGACUUUCCUGAGCACAAGGACCAGGCUCACACUAUCUUCCCCCCCAACUUGAGAGACCGGAAUGAGAUCCACUUGACGGAACGUGGAGUCUCAGAAAGGGGAAAGACUGCACGUGGGAGCCCCAGCUGGAGAGUUACAGGCAGGCGUAGCCCAAGCCCCGACCGUAACAUUUGCAUCGUGUUGGCCUGUGAGGGCGGCAGGCAGGGGUACGGUCCCCACUUUCAGGAGCACAGAGUUGAGGCUCUGAGAGCUGAAAACACUUGCGCCAGGUCUCAGAGCAAAUAAUGUCAGGGCCAGGACUCUAGUUCAAGGCUUUCAAGCCUCGGCCCCUCCCUCCUGGAGGAUAGGGAUGCCUGCAAGGCCAGAUGCCGAGAGAGAGGCUCUGCCCCUCCCCAGGAGCCCCAGAGCCACCACUGCUUUCAAUUUAUGAAGACACAGCAAUGUCCUGGUUCUGCCCCAGCUGUGUCCCAGCCCAGGCCAGCCCCCACCCUGCCCCGUAACACGUGGCCUCAAACAAACUGCUCUCCCCAAGGAUGGGCCCAGCCUAAGGCCAAGACCGCUGCCUUCCAUGUGCCACUGCCCGUCCCGUCUCCUGUCCUACCAGUUAUCUCUCACAAAGCUCACCCAAUGUGGAGACGAGGAUGUCUUCAUCAGAGCCACAGGGCCCUUAGAAACACCAGGGCUAGCCUCCCACUGAACAGGUGGGCUGGCCGGGACUGGGGAGGUAGGCUCACCUGGGAUGCUUUAGUCAAGCUACCCAUGUGGCCCUGGGGUCAGCGGUCCCCCAA